This is a messenger RNA of Pocillopora meandrina, 2138 nucleotides long. Lineage: Eukaryota; Metazoa; Cnidaria; Anthozoa; Scleractinia; Pocilloporidae. The record is from the annotation of a GenBank genome assembly.
AUGUCCCUGAAGCAAAUGUUGUCGGCCAAGUUGGUCGCACAUGUAAGUUUAUAUAGUAUGAAAAUGUAUAGUGAACAAGAUCUUCUGUUGUCUGUUCCUUCUUUUUAGAUAAGGGACAAUUUUUAAACUUUCAACAAUGUGCAAGUUGUUUACUAAUGGUUCCUUUGUUGUGAAUGUGUUUUUUGCAGCUUCAUUUGAAGUAAUGGUGAAUGGAAAACUGAUUUUUUCCAAACUUGAACAAGGAAGUUUUCCCUCUUUCAAAGAGGUUAGUUGAAAUUGAAUAAAUCAAACUCGGUAAGAGUUUUGAGACUAACUCUCCUAGAAGGUGCAUGUUAUCAGAGAGGCAAAUUUGUACCUGCAUAGGUUACAUAAAUUUCAUCGACACCCAUAGAUGCUCAUAGCCACCAAAGUUAAGACUUCUACCCCAGUUGUCCAAAGCGUGGACAAUGCUAUCCACUUGAUAAAUCUCUACUGGUUGAAUAGCUCAGUAUGUUUUGUUAACUUUUACUUACUGGAUAGCAUUAUCUGGACUUAAAAAAACUGGGCCCUGUUCAUAUGUAAAUUGUUGUGAAGGCAGUUAUUACUAUCUGUUCAACAUAAAUUCUUUCAGUGCAUAACAAAAAUGAUCAUUAGUCUUACCUUAUCACACCUAACUAUUAAUACAUUGUGCUAGAAUAAAGUGCUCUGUGUACCAGUGUGUUGUAUUGUGUUUUCAAGUAAGUUUUGCAACUAAUUGUGUUGUGAUAUCAGUUUUGAGCUCAUAAUUCUGUAGAGUAAUAUCAACAAAAUUGUAACCACCAAAGUUUGGUGUGGAGUGGUGUAUUAAAAUAGAAUCAGACUUUGCAUAUUUGUUUUGAAUAUAAAGUUAAAAUUGGAGUGUCUCUUUUUGUAUAGAUUGUUGUUGUGGUACAUGACUGCAGCCAAGGCAAAGAACCCUGUGAAGUGACAGAGAAAGAGGAAUCAUCAUGCAUCCUGCUGUAGUCCAGCCACAUGUUAACAAUCCUAUUAAAUCAAAUCACUUUAAUCCAGUUGACAAUUAUGUGCACUUGCACACAAACUUGAUAAAAAAUUGAAUCAUUUUAUUUAUUAAAGUAGCAUUUUGUUUUUUCUAGGCACCUAAAAGCCAUCACCAAAGUUUCUUUUUUAUGAUUGAUGUCCUCUUAAAAACUAAUAUUUGUUACUUCGCAUGUAGUAAAGUUAAACCUAGUAGAUCUUCAUCCGUUGUCUCAACGGUAGUUGAUGUGCGUAAAAUAUUUGGGCUUGAGACACCCUAGACCCAAAAUUUGUAAACUUCAGCCAAUCCUUCCCUGAUAAAAAUUUUAGUAAUGGUGGAUUAGUUGCCUGUAAAAAGAAACUACAACACAUUUUCAGCUAUUGUGUGUAUUAAUUUUUGCAUAAUUGACUUAAAUUUUAAUGCAAAUAUGGUGCUUAUUUUUGGCCUUGAUGCCUCAUUUGGCAGCACAAUUGUUCACAUGCUAUGUGGCAUACAGUUUAACUUUAAAACAAGUGGACGGAGCCUUGUGUAUCUGUUGUUGAUGCAAGGUAACACUGUUAAUGUUAUUGUAUGAUGGUCACAUCAAAAACACUCAGUAAUGAUGUUGACUUGAUGGUUGGAACAUUGCAGUGGAACAGCAGAAACUUGAUAGGUAGACAUGCCCUGAGUGCUUGUUGAAAAUAUCAAUAAAAUAUGGAAAAGUUAGAAGUCAUACUCAUGCAUUUCUCUGCAAAGUAAGGUUAAGUUUGUUGCUUCUCAAGUGGUUCUAGAUUGUCACCUAGAAGUAAGACUUACUGGUAAAGAUUUCUCAUAAAUUUCCAAAGUAAUUCAGGUAUUCCUUCUUGAGUACACCUCAUUUAGGCAACAAUCUCCUAAAUCUCUUUAACUAAAUACUAAAAUUUUGCCCAUGGAAGGAGUAAUCCAAACCCUCUUUUAGGUAACCAGGACUACUUCCAUUAUUCUUUGUUGGUUCAGAGUCUGUAUUGCUGAGUAUUGAUAAACCUAAGUCAUCACAAAGGCCAAUCAGAGCACAGAGAAAAUGCACCAGACACAAGCUUAAAUGAGAACUCAAAGUAAAGGCAAAAAAUAAAAUGACCUGCGAAACAUGAAAAUGUAGUAACUGCCUUCACACCAUUACUUUUUU